This is a messenger RNA of Branchiostoma belcheri (Belcher's lancelet), 1113 nucleotides long. Its product is annotated as leucine-rich repeat and fibronectin type III domain-containing protein 1-like. Gene Ontology annotation, molecular function: protein binding. NCBI's taxonomy places the organism in Eukaryota, Metazoa, Chordata, Leptocardii, Amphioxiformes, Branchiostomatidae. The transcript is spliced from 4 exons. The record is from RefSeq and is a predicted model, not a curated record. Gene Ontology annotation, cellular component: plasma membrane. Bases 274 to 1113 code for a protein of 279 amino acids.
AAAACGGAUACCAAUCAGGAGAAGGUAAUAAUGAAUAAGGCAAUGGAAGCAUAGACUAAUUAGCGGGAAUCUCUCUCAGGGCUGCAGGCUGGGUUUGAUCGGCUUGUACCUCACCUGGCCAACUAAGCACACCCCGGAGGCUUUGCUUGCAAGCGCUUGAAGCCCUUCCUUGGCUGAGACAAUUUCCUUGAGAACAUGUUGGUCCUGGUGCCGGAAAGCUAGCGGAUGUGGACAUAUUUAUACUAACAGUCGGGAUUUCAGGUUACGUCCAGCAUGAACCUAUAUAACUUCCUACUCGUAACGCUUUUAUGGACUUGCCGGCUGCAAAAUAUAGUCUUAACAGAGAACCGCGUGUGUGAGACCACCGAGGCUUGUCUGAACUGUGACGGACUCGGCUUAUCAAACCGGGACUUCGAGAAGUUAGAAAUAUUCCAACAUAGCUUCUCUCGGACAAAGAAGGAUAAAAUAUCCCUCGUCUUCUUAAAACGGAACCAACUGACUAAGGUACCUUGGUCCGGACUCGUGACAAUUCCCAGUCUUAGCAUUCUGUACUUGAAUCACAACCAAAUAGAGUCGUUUUCCCCAGGAACAGCGCUGAGGAAACUAACCAAGCUCACCGCCAUUCACUUGUCAUUUAACAGGAUCCAGACGCUCGGGGAAGACGAGCUCCGCAUACCGGCACAGAACAGACUACUGCUCCAAGUGUACCUGGAUAACAACCCCAUACACUGUGACAGUCGGGUGCUUUGGUUGGCAAAUAUCUCACUCCACGAAAGAAGCUGCAGGUGUUUCAAAGAGUGUAGGAAGGACGUCACGUGUAUGCAGGACUGCCGGGUAAACUGCACCGAGAACGCACUAAACGUGCACUUCCACAGCGACUACAUCAGCAGCAUAACUUGUAUCUCCCCAAAACACAUGAGAGGAAAACUGAUUCACGAGAUGCUCACACCCGAAAACAUGCUGACGGAUGUCGUAACGGCAACAACAAUGUUCAACAUGGCAAAUAUCUCAACAGUCAAUCAACCGCCCACAAAGAAGCAAAAUGCUGAGGGAAUUUUACCGAAACACGACCAUGAUGAGCAUGGACCCCGUGGAUACAGGCGGCCAACAUAA